This is a messenger RNA of Momordica charantia (bitter melon), 1227 nucleotides long. Its product is annotated as ras-related protein RABC2a. Gene Ontology annotation, molecular function: GTPase activity; GTP binding. Lineage: Eukaryota; Viridiplantae; Streptophyta; Magnoliopsida; Cucurbitales; Cucurbitaceae. The record is from RefSeq and is a predicted model, not a curated record.
UACGCUACCGGCUACCGCCAGCACCACCACUGUUUCAUUUGCAUAGCUAUAGCUCACAAACUUUUCUUCAGAUGGUUUUGGUUUCUUCUUCUUUUUUCCCGAGAAAGCGAUUUUCUCAGAGAAAGUUGAAGGAGGGGGCAACAGAAAAAGGCUGCUGGUUUUGCUUGCUUAUGAGUGUUGGAAAAUGAUGGGUUCUUCUUCAAAAGGAAGAUGGUUUAGCUACGAUUACUCUUUCAAGAUUUUGUUGAUUGGGGACUCUGGUGUGGGAAAAAGCAGUAUUCUCCUCAGUUACAUCUCCAAUUUUGUUCAUGAUCUCUCUCCCACCAUCGGUGUGGAUUUCAAGAUCAAGACUGUAACAGUUGGUGGAAAAAGAUUGAAGCUAACAAUUUGGGACACAGCUGGACAAGAGCGGUUCGGAAUGUUGACAAGCUCUUACUAUAGAGGUGCACAUGGAAUCAUUCUAGUGUACGAUGUCACACGACGGGAGACAUUUACGAACUUGUUGAAUAUAUGGGCAAAGGAAGUGGAGCUGUAUUUAACCAACCAUGAGUGCAUAAAAAUUCUAGUUGGAAAUAAAGUUGACCGGGGUAGUGAAAGAGUGGUAUCGACAGAAGAAGGGAUGGCAGUUGCAGCGGAGCAUAAAAGUAUGUUUCUCGAGUGUAGUGCUAAAACUCGAGAAAAUGUCGAUAGAUGCUUUAGAGAUCUCUGUUUGAAGAUACUGAAAGUUCCAAGUCUACUGGAAAAUGGAUCAGUCGCCAUGAAGCAGCAAAUUUUGGACAAAACACGAGCACGCAAAGCAGCGGAAGAUGGAGGUUGUUGCCACUAACACGAUGGUGCGCGCGUUACAUCACAAGACACAAAACCAAACUUGCAGAAACAAAUUUAGGAGAUCUAAACAUACUGCUGAUGGAAAUUCUUGAGAAAAAAGGCACAAAUAAACCAUCCAAGGUGAUCAUAUAUGCUCUUUUGCAAUUCAAUUUAUGGCUAUCACUGCUCCCAUCAGUUUUUUUCCCGUUCAAAGAAAAAGAGGAGUGGCUGAGUUUUGUUGGGUAAUGUUUUUGAGUAAAAAAAAUGUAAUAGAAUCUCUGUAGAUAAUGUGAAUACAGCGAUAGUAAAUACAGUUUUUUCCCACUUUUGUUUUGGAAACUUCAUCCCAAAGUUUCAACUUCUGUUCAUACUGAUGAAAAAAAUAAUGCUGGUUUUAGUCUCUAGAAUGGUUGUUUGAUU